AUGGCCAAGGCCAGGUCGUCGGCCGGCGAGCAGCGCAUCGCCUGCAGCAGCGCAAUAGAGUCAAACGGUGGCGGCGGUGGCCACGCGCUGUCCUCCAAGGUCGCCAGGUACCUCUACCCGGAGGCCUCCUGCAACAAGGUUUAUGGCUUCUCAUGGAUUGUACUCGUUGUUAUGGUUCUUCUUUUCAAGCUUUUUACUGCAACUCCGAAGAAGUCGACAGCCUUGCCGACUUUUGUUCGGUUUCUGCAGGGCGUCCUUGCUAUUGGGAUAAUUUCAGGAAUUGCCCUUCUUAUCGUGCUCACAUCGUUCACUGUUGCUGAUUUAUUUGCAAGUGCACUUGCUUUUAUAGCAACUGGCUGGUGUGUCUUAUGUCUGGCCGUCGCAUGGAAGAGGGUAGUGAAAGCCCUUGGGCUAUGGGAUUCAGUCCGUGAGAUUGCAAGGAUGUACGAUGCAGGAAUGGGCGCCAUCAUCUUUGUGCCCAUCGUCUUCUUCUCGUGGUUCCCCUUUGUGUCAACAUUCCAGUCACUCCUCCGUGGAGCUCCGAGAAGAGGACCAGAGGAGGACGAGGAUGAGGCCGACGCCGACGCCAACGCCGACUCUGACUCGGACUCGACUUCGACUCACCUGCUCCCAAGCGAGCAAGGCAAGCGAUCAUAUUUAGAUUAA
Molecule: messenger RNA, 666 nt
Organism: Miscanthus lutarioriparius
Lineage: Eukaryota; Viridiplantae; Streptophyta; Magnoliopsida; Poales; Poaceae
Source: the annotation of a GenBank genome assembly